Podarcis muralis (Common wall lizard) is the source of this 6714-nucleotide messenger RNA. RefSeq names its product solute carrier family 16 member 3 (gene SLC16A3). Gene Ontology annotation, molecular function: lactate:proton symporter activity. Gene Ontology annotation, cellular component: basolateral plasma membrane. Gene Ontology annotation, biological process: monocarboxylic acid transport; transmembrane transport. NCBI's taxonomy places the organism in Eukaryota, Metazoa, Chordata, Lepidosauria, Squamata, Lacertidae. The record is from RefSeq and is a predicted model, not a curated record.
UGCAACAAGAAGUAAAGGCGAGGCAGGGUUGGCUGCAGAUGACCUUAGGCAACCGCUGUUGCCAGAUCAACAUUUGAAAAAUAAGACGCCCGGUGGCAGUUUGGGAAGCCGCCUUCUAUGUAUUCUGUGGAAUGGACCAUGGAGCUCGGGGAUGUUCUGUAUUCUGACAGUCUGAUCCAUCGCGUUACGCUACCCAAACUGAAGAGCCCGGGAGGCUGAAUUUAAAAAGCGUCCUCACUGAAUUUGCUUCGGCCCGUUAAGAGCACGGCUCCUAAAAGCAGAAACAGAUAAAAUCUCAUCAUGGGAGCUGUGGUGGUUGACGAUGGUCCUAGCGGAGUUAAAGCCCCAGAUGGCGGCUGGGGCUGGGCUGUUCUCUUUGGGUGCUUUGUCAUCACGGGAUUCUCCUAUGCCUUCCCAAAGGCCAUGAGCGUCUUCUUUAAAGAGCUUAUCCGGGAGUUUGGUGUUGGAUACAGUGACACCGCGUGGAUCUCCUCCAUUCUGUUGGCUAUGCUUUAUGGAACAGGGCCCCUGUGCAGUAUGUGUGUCAAUCGGUUUGGUUGCCGUCCUGUUAUGCUGGUCGGAGGCCUCUUUGCCUCAUUGGGGAUGAUCGCUGCUUCCUACUCCACUAAUAUAAUACAGGUCUACCUUACCGCUGGUGUCAUUACCGGACUGGGCCUGGCACUCAAUUUCCAGCCGUCGCUCAUCAUGCUGAAUCGCUACUUUAGCAAAAAGCGACCUUUGGCCAAUGGGUUGGCUGCAGCUGGAAGCCCUGUGUUUCUUUGUGCUCUUUCCCCCUUGGGGCAGCAACUACAGCAUGUGUAUGGAUGGCGAGGAGGAUUUCUCAUCUUGGGGGGGUUGCUUUUGAACUGCUGUGUUUGUGGAGCUCUGAUGAGACCGUUGGAAGCUCCUAAAAAACCUGACGCUUCCCAAGCGGCCCCUGAGAAGCAAAUCAAGAAAAAGCUACUGGAUUUCAGUGUCUUCAGAGAUCGUGGCUUCGUAAUCUAUACAGUAGCUGCAUCCAUCAUGGUGCUGGGCUUAUUUGUGCCACCGGUCUUUGUGGUGAGCUAUGCUAAGGAUAUGAAGAACCCAGACGGCAAAUCAGCUUUACUUCUGACCAUUCUUGGAAUGGUUGAUAUCUUUGCUCGGCCCAUUUGUGGAAUAGUGGCUGGCUUGAAGUGGGUUAGGCCCCGUUGUGUCUACCUCUUUAGCUUUUCUAUGCUCUUUAAUGGUUUUACUGAUCUCAUGGGGUCCAUGGCCUACAAUUAUGAUGGACUGGUGGUCUUCUGCAUUUUCUUUGGCAUUUCCUAUGGAAUGGUUGGUGCUCUUCAGUUUGAAGUUCUCAUGGCUAUUGUUGGCACACAGAAGUUUUCCAGUGCCAUUGGUUUAGUUCUCCUGAUGGAGGCGAUGGCCGUUCUAAUUGGACCACCUUCAGCAGGGAAAGUCUUGGACGCAACACACAAAUAUAUGUAUGUUUUUAUUAUGGCUGGCGUUGAAGUGGUCACUUCGGCUUUGGUGCUGGCUAUAGGAAAUGCCUUCUGUAUUAAAAAACCAGCAGAAACACACACACAAGAAGAUGUCGCUGAAAGAGAAGAGUUAAACAAAUCUGGAAACGCCAAGGUGGACUCUAUUGAAGUGGAACACUUUCUGAAAGACGAAAAGAACGGGGAAGUUGUAACUAACCCAGAAACCUGUGUGUGAAUGCGACAUGGACGAAUGCCAUAUAUUUAGAGGAGGAGUCAGAACAUUUCAACACUUAAUUUAUUUUAGAAAUAGGACUAGCUUAGGGCUGGGCCAUCUUGUUUGGGAACUGGAGGCCAACCAGCUUGUGAGAUCACCCUUUGGAAGCUGGCUUGUUUAAAAACCUUUCUCCCCACUUAAAAUGGGGUUGAUCUUCAGGCUAAGCUGCCUGGGCAUACCUACUGCUGUAAGCUAAACAAAUGGCCUUCUAAACACAUGUAGAGGUCCCACUACGCAUCACAAGAAAAUGCUCACUUCGAUGAAACUGUAUUUUAACUAGAGAGGAAGUGUACAUAAAUGUUCCCGUAAUGCAGAGGAAAUACCCGUCUAUUUUUGUGUGUGUGGUGCACCUCAAUGUAUCUUCCAUGUCUUUGUGUGCUUAAGGAGGAAUGGCUUAGCAAGGCGAAAUCUCAGGGACUUGGUUGUCUCUAAUAGGUUUCCAAACCUAUUAUUUUCCACAUGUGUUUAGAUCAUUUGACUCAACCCUAAUCUAAUUUUGAUAACCUGUACAAUUUUCAAUAACUUUUUGGUUUGUUAAAUUGAUUUUUUAUGAGUUUUGUUUUCAUUGUCCUUUUUACUGGAAAUAUUAUACAUGUACCGAGAAGGACACUGCAGUCCGUCCCAGGAAACUCCACAACUGCUCUUCUCAAAUGACAUCUGGAGAAAAGUGAUGUUUAGUUCCAGCAGGCCAAAAGAGCAAUCCUUGUGUGCUCCCUGCUCAACUCAGCUUUAAGAACAGACCCUCAUUUAUAGAGGAAGCCCUUCCAAACACAGGUGAUGGGUAUUCAUUUCUAGACGUGAGCCUCCAACAUUUGCAGGUUCCAGAUGAUCCUGGAGGAGGGGGAGCGGCCACACCUUGUGUGAUCAAAAAGGUGCUAACCAAAUGCAUUUUCACUAAACACCGUACCACCUCCAUUUUGAGGCAUUCAUGGGAUUGUUGGUCAUUACAGGAUAGUAUGGUUGAAAGGAAAAAGAGGAGGGCAAAGGAGGUAGGUUUGCCUCCUGGCACCCAUAUUCUUUGGAAUUAAAACUCCAGUGGUGCAGCUCUCCUGUCUCUGUCCACAUAUUACUUCACAAGCUGCUGAGAGUCACAAUCAGACAGGAAAUGGCACCCUGUGGGGACAGAGGUGGGGUUGUUUGCAGAGGUGAGAUGGGUUUCAUUUGGAAGCACAGUGUUAGGGGAGGCGAAAGCAGUUUAACUCACAGCAUCUCCUUACUUGAAAGAACCGCUAGGCUUGCUCCGGGAUUCGCACUACGACUUAAUGCAUGUUAAUCACAGUCAUCUCACAAUUAACAUGGACUCUAAGCUGCUCCUUCAUAAAGUAUUUUAAAGAUGGGCCGAUGAUUCUAAGGGCUUGCAUACACAAUUAGAGGCAUUUGAGGUUCUUCCACAGGUGGGUGUUUUAGGGUUAUUAGUUCUGAAUGAAAAACCACAUAUGCGGAUAGUUGAUAUAAGGAAUUGAGGUUAGAAUUUUGAGUUGUGCAUUGAUCCCAUCCUAUGGUUUACAUAGGGGGUCACCAAGUGGCAGCCACAGGCAGAAACCUGGCCUUCAACAUGAAGUGUCUGGCCAGCCUGUUACUAUACUACACUACAUUCAUGCCCUACAAGCUCACUAGACGGGUAAGAUGACAUGAUAGCAGACAGAUAUUGGCUUAUUCCUCUGCUCUUGUACCAUCCCUUACACCAUGCGUAUGUGGAAAAUGCCAGGCUCUUAGUGGAAGGGAGAUUGAUGAAGGGAGACUGAUGAGGAUACGUGAUAAUCUUAGUGGGAAAAGGAUGGUAAAACAAUUCUGCCAUGCACUCUGAGCCCAGAAAUGAGGUCAAAUCCAUGCAUGUAUGUCCCAACUCACGGAGUUAGAAAAUUGGUUGUCACUUGCUUACAAGAUCACUAAAUGAUGACUGGGCACAUUCUGCCAGUUGUCAAAGAUGAUGGUUCUUUCCCUAAAAAUGCAGUGAGAUAUUAGCCCUGUUCACUCAUUCCCUCUCAUGUGAUUCCAAGUGUUUGAGUGAAGAGAGCAGGGACACAGUUGCUAGCACCCUCCCUACAUUGUGAUCCCAACAGCUUGUAGUUGUGUUGCUCUCUACACAGUCAAAUGCAAUUUCUGCAGCAGAGAAAGCAGGCUCCUCCCUAGGGAAAUGCUGCUCAAACACGCAGAGGGAUGCAGGGAGGGGCUGAUGGGGACAUGAUGGAGGGGGUGAGGCCAACAAGUGCACUUCCUCCUCACAUGCAUGUGGAGGAAUGAAUAGGAGCAUUGCCAAGACACUAAGAAAAUAGUCAGAGACUUCUAAUCUCUAACAUAAUGUUUAACCAAAGGGGGAAUGUGCUGAUUAUUACUUUUGAUAACAUUACAUUUAGCAGAAGCUUCUAUUCUUCUGAAUUUAGUAGUAGCAGCUGAUGGCCAAACCCAGGCAAAAACGACCUCACAAAACUUAGAUCAACCUUGAUCUGGAAUGCAUAGUAUUUUGGGUGAAUAUACCAAGAUCUAAGUUAACCUACAUUAUGAGAAGGAAAUGAUUGCUCUGAGCACCAAAAUGAGGUGUCAGGUUGAUGCCCUGAUGAAACGAUUAAAAAAUGGUAGGCUAAGAUAGCUGUACCACAUAAAACAUUUGCAAGGGAGGGCAUGUCAGCUUCGGGGGGGGGCAGUCCAAAGUUGGCUCCUCAACAUAGUCAAAAUUUCAUUAAUAUGUUCCUUAAUCAAGUUCCUUAAUCAAGAUAAGCAUUGAUCUAGUGAGAACUUCAUACUGGCUAUUGAAUUAAAAUGUAUUUGAUGGCAGGCGCCAGAUGUUUGCCUGAUAAUUUUAUUAUUUUGUAUUCUCCUACACAUGCAUACAUCAGCUAUUUAUUUGUAAACCCAGUACAUUCUUUGUACGGAACAGUCUCCUUGUCCUCUUUCAGCUGCAGAUCCUUUGCAGAAUUCUGGCUAUGCCUGUUGAUUUAAGAUGGUUAGGAAACAUGUGUUCUGCUGCACUGACUCAUGUAGAGCUUAUUCAACACCAUACAUCUGCUUCUGGGCUGUGCUGGGGCGGGGGAGCAGAAUCACAUGCCCCCAGCAAAUGCUGUACUCUUUAUUAUUAAACUGCAGUGUGGAUUACACUUCCAGUCCUAGAAAGAGCAACAUGUUGAUUGUUGUGAAAUAAAAAGCAAAGAACUAAAUAUUAACAACUUCCCUACUCCCCAAGCUCCAAAAGCUAUUUGUCAAGGAGUGAGUGGGGAUGCCAUUUUGAUAAAAAUAGUAAUAAUAAACGACUCAGAGCUCAGUAGCCCUCCGGAUCAUAGCUUACAUAUUUAGAAGAGAAAAGGAGAAAGAGAGAAAGGAGAUAAGCAAUGGGAAGCUAGAGCCAUAGGGAAGUGUUGCUUUCACCUCACAGGACUUUGCCAAACAGUAGUUUUAAACAGUCACAAAUGCUGGGAGAAAUGAUGUUCCUUUGUCCAAGCUCCUACCAGAUGUCAUUUUUUAAGGGACAUAAAUUUAACUAGCUUGUGAAGUGCAGGAUUUCAGAAAUCAGGGAUACAAAGGAAAAUCCUUUUACUGGGACAAUUUGAGUCUUGGCUUCAUACAUUUCUUCUCAAGACAGAAAGCUGCUUACAACGCCUUUGUUCACAAAAACAAGGAAAAAACCCCAUCACCUUCUCAUUGACUAUGUAUCUAUGUAUCUUUUUUUGGGGUGGGGGCAAAAUCUCUAGAGAAGAAAUGUACUAUGCAUAAUGUACAAUUAACAACAUUUCCACGAGUUUCUAUGCUAACUGCGAGGGAUAAAAAGAACCCCCUACCCCUUGGUGCAGUUCUGUGAAGUAAAAUUUACGACACUGUUUUCUGUUCGGUACAUGGCUAUAACUUACACAGUGCCAGAUGACAUUUGACUAUUCUAUAUUUGAUGGACUUUUCUGUUAUCCCCUCCAGCUGUUUUCUAUAAGGAAUGUAUGUAAACAUGUAUGUGUGAAUGCAAAUGUGCGCAAAAGGGUUGAUGCAGGAGAACACGUCCGCAAAUGAAAAUGAGCUACAGCAGCUUACACACGUACCCUUUGAUCCAGAGACUUGCAUGUGCUCAAGAACACACAUAGCAUCUCUUGAAUGGACAAAGGUUCUGAUUCUUUUCAAGGGAUGCGGCACACGUACAGUAUCAGGAUAUGCAGCCUAGGUCCGCAGUAUGCCCUUCUAAGAUGAAUGGGGAAGAUUGUGUGUGCAGGGGAAACUGUGGGUCCAUUGAUACUCUCGCACACAGAUCCCUGCAUUCAGGUAUCCGAACAGACAAAAGAACCAACUUGGGUUCUCUACUACAUAAAGCGAAAGUACCAAAUUAUUUUUUAUUCUCUUUUUAAAUACGUAGUAUAUAAAGAUCUAUAUUUUUAUCCGUUUGGAGGAGGAGUGAAAGCAGUUGAACCAAAUAGGUUGAAUGAUGCAACAGACCUUUAAGUAGUGACCAAGAGCCUUGUUUUUCCCCUGCCCCCUUCAACACACAAUUGCUGAAGGCACACACCACCUUGGGGCAUGCGAUAAGGUUGUGUGAGCACAAGAUGCUUGGAAACGAUCCAUUCUGGUGAGUCCCUUCUACGCUAUUUUAUCCAGAGUCUAUGCAAUUCUUUUCAUACUUCAACAAAACUAGCCCCCUUCAACCGUUACCGUACGCUCAGAGGUUUGCCUUCUUCAUUCUCAAAAGUGUAGCAGCUGCUGCAGCAGCAGCAGCUCAGUGGUGAGGGAGUGUUUCCAGGAGAACAAAGCUCUUGUGUGCUAUGGGCAAUGUUUCGUGCAGGAUUUGUCUGUCUCAAUUGUCGGCGUGUGCGUGUGUGCGUGCAAUAUAUGGCUGUGUAUGACUGUGCUUGUGACAGGUUUGAAGCAAGUGAAGUCACUUUUGUCCCUGCUUUCAUGUAAAUGCACUUUAAUGUAAUACAAUGUGGAUGUCAUGUCAAUGUAAUCUGGAUUUAUGCUUUUCUAGUGAACUGUUACAACCAUAGUGAAUAAAGCUAUUUAUUCUGU